Clarias gariepinus (North African catfish) is the source of this 2408-nucleotide messenger RNA. RefSeq names its product calnexin. Gene Ontology annotation, biological process: protein folding. The transcript has 14 exons. NCBI's taxonomy places the organism in Eukaryota, Metazoa, Chordata, Actinopteri, Siluriformes, Clariidae. The coding region runs from base 162 to 1751 and encodes 529 amino acids. The record is from RefSeq and is a predicted model, not a curated record. Gene Ontology annotation, cellular component: endoplasmic reticulum; endoplasmic reticulum membrane. Gene Ontology annotation, molecular function: calcium ion binding.
CUUACGAGUGCAGUGAGACAGAGACCUUGUUCAUGGUCAUUGCUUUUCGUUUAAUUCUCCUUCUGUUUGUAAAACUUACAUAACAGGAUCAAAGGCAAACACAGGAUAAUAUUACAGUAUAACUGUUCAGGAAGUUUCAUGUCCUUCUGAAAAACCUUACCAUGCUCUUCAGACAGGGGGUGCUCAUUAUUUCCUGUUUCUAUUUAACCUUGGUUGUGAGCAGAGGCGAGCAGGACAUUUACAGUUCUGUCACCACUCCAGACCAGGCAUAUUUUGCAGAAACGUUUGACAAAAGCCCAUUGGAUAGAAAAUGGGUUCUUUCCCAAUCACUGAAAGAAGGAGACUUGGACAUUUAUAAAUAUGAUGGAGUAUGGCUUUUAGAGGAGCCAAAGAAUCAAGCAUCACCAGGAAACAAGGGGCUUGUGCUUAAGUCUCCUGGACGUCAUCAUGCUAUUUCUGCAUACCUGCGGACAGUGUUUCACUUCAAAGAAAAACCUCUGUGUCUACAAUAUGAAGUUUUCUUCCAAAAUGGGAUUGAUUGUGGAGGGGGCUACAUAAAGUUGCUGUCUAAUUCAGAUGACCUGCGUUUGAGUCAGUUUAAUGAUGCCACACCAUAUACAAUUAUGUUUGGUCCAGACAAAUGUGGAAGUAUAUACAAGUUACAUUUCAUCUUCCGCCACCGAAACCCACUGACAGGACUAUAUGAAGAGAAACAUGCUCGGCAACCUGAGAUUGACAUGAGUGACUAUUUCACUGAUCACAACUCUCAUCUUUACACACUCAAUUUGUAUCCUGAUAAUACAUUUGAAAUUCUCAUCGACCAAACACUUGUCAAUAAUGGAAGUCUUCUAGAAGACAUGGAUCCGCCAGUGAUGCCUCCCCAUGAGAUAGAGGACCCAGAAGAUGUUAAACCUCCUAACUGGGAUGACAGACGUUAUAUCCCAGAUCCUACUGUAACCAAACCCCUCGACUGGGAUGAAGAAGCUCCUCAGUUUAUUGCUGACCCUACAGCGCAGAAACCAGCCGGCUGGAUAGAAGAGGAAGAGCCUUUUGUUCCUGACCCAGAGGCUCAGGCUCCACAUGACUGGUCAGUGGAGAUGGAUGGAGAGUGGGAAGCUCCUCUUAUUGCUAACCCUGCCUGCUCCCAUGCUGUAGGAUGUGGGCCAUGGAAGUCUCCCAUGGUGCCCAACCCAGAAUAUAAGGGAAAAUGGAAACCCCCUAAGAUUGACAACCCGAAUUAUCAGGGAAAGUGGCAGCCACGAAUGAUCCCUAACCCGGCAUAUUUUGAGGACACUCAGCCAUUCAGAAUGAGUCCUGUAGCUGCAGUAGGCUUGGAGCUGUGGUCCCUUACUGGAGAUGUCCUGUUUGACAACAUCCUUCUGUGUGACGACCUCAUGAUUGCCAGACACUGGACGAAGGACACCUGGGGUCAAAGGCAGACCCAUGGAGUUCUGGAGCGGUUACUGUUUGCCACAGAAAAGCGUCCCUGGCUCUGGGGUGUGUACGUCUUCACUGUGGGCCUUCCCAUCAUUCUUUUUGUCAGUUUCAUGUGGCCUGAUAAGCGAUUUGGCCCUUCAGAUCAGGAUUAUUUUUACAAAAAAUGUGAUGAGCCUCAGCCAGACAGUCCACGGGAUUCAGAAGACCAUGAGAGUUUCAAUGACUACGAACCCAGCAACUCUACUAGCCUGAGGAAACGGGAGGGCAACAAAGUGCAGAAAAAGUCAGACUUAGAGUUAAAGGUCUCCAAAUGAUGCAAGCGAACUGCAGCUUUCUUCAUGGUUUACUAACCCUGGCAUGGAUAAAGCAAAGGGAGAUCUACUAUAACACCAAUGGGUUCUGAAUGUUUGUGUGCCUAAACAACUAGCUACUUAAAAUAUCCUAAACUUGAAAAUAAUUCACCAGACACUCCAGUGGACAUAAAAAAAAACAUUUUAUCAUGUGGCUGGGAUCAUGUCUUAUUGAAUAUGGAAGUAUAAUAAUUUUUUUUAUGAGUUUUCCUGAAUGGUAGCAAAAGCAAGUUUGUCUGUGGUUGAAAUACAGGUAACUUUCAGUAAUAUGAAAUAAAGCUGAGAAUUUUUUCCUUAAACAAAACCUAGACACAUUUUGAGUAUUUACUUUAAUAUUAUAUUGUCUGUAACAAUUUAAUAGUGUCAUUCUUGAUUUUAGAAGAAUGUUUGAAGAAGAAGGCUGUUCAAGUCUGAACUUUUGUUUGUGCAAAAUAACAUAACACAGUUAAUGAGAGUAAAAGCGACUUUGAAUUCUCUAUAUAAUCCCCAGCUACACAAAUGCAUUUAUCUCAGUUUCACUAAUGCUUGCAUACCAUCAAGGUAGGAAGUUUUCUCAGUACGACAUGAUUGGAUGGCCUAAUUUAUAUCUGAAAUACAGGCCUUCCAGGAACCCCUUGUUUA